AUGAUAGCUGAUUUUAUUAUUCAUAGUGGCUAAUCUGCUGACUGUAAAGUAGGAACCUUAAAUAACAAAGUUUAUUUUUUCAAAGAGUUUUUCAGUAAAAAAGACUAUAAUCACCAAAAAACAAUCUACUAGCACUUAAAUGAAAUUACCAAUGAAGUUGAUCUUAGCAUCUUAAAAAUGAUUAAAUAUGAUGACCACAAAUGUUAGAUUGUAUUCCCCUAUAUUAUUUUUAGUCUUACUUAAAUUUGUAGUAAAGUAAAAAGCAAUAAUACUAGAGGAAUGAGAUGGAUAUUUGCACUGUAUCAUUUUACAUAAGUUGCUAGUAGCAUUAGAAAACUUCACAGUUUAAAUUUAUGCCACUGUGAUAUAAAAGUAGAUCAUAUUUUAAUUGAGUAAUAAUCAAAUGGUUUGAAAGAUAUUCUUAUCGAUUUUAAGCACUGCUAAAAAAUCAAAUAAAAUUAACUAUCAUAAACAGUUUGUGGGACAUUAAGUUAUAAUCCGCUCGAAUUAAAUGAUGGAAUUGCUAAAUCACAAGUUAAACCAUACAGCCCCUACAAAUUGGAUUUAUAUUAAUUGGGUAUGCUUCUCUUGACUUUAAUCGUAUAUUUUCGUAUUAGUGAGAAUAUGAAAAAUUUGAUAAGUUUGAAGAAAAAAAAUAAAUUUUUAGAAGGUAUUACCCUUUUAUACAAAGCAAAUUAUAAUACUAAUUUAGAAAUAAAACCUGAAGUAUAUGAUCUUAUUUGGGGUCUUUUGACUGGAGAGAUUGAAGAUGCUGCUUAAAUCUUCAACCACUAAGUUUACAAUUUAUAAGAAGUCUAAAAUAUGUUGAAAAACCUCUCAUUAACUGGAAAUACAAAAGUUUUUUAGAUUGAAGAUGAAGAAGAAGAAUUUAUCUACCAUAAUAUUGUUAUUAAGAAAAAAGAAGAUGAAAAUAGAAGUGAUAGUACAAUAAGCUUUGAUAAAAAGUUUAACGAAAUGCUACAGUCUAAUUGCACAAGAUAUGAUGAACUAAUUUAAGAAAUCAAAUUGUUUUGUGAUAAAAACCCACGAUAAAUAAAGGAGAGUGAACUCCAAAAAGGAUCUUUAUUAUUUGAAAUGAGUACAUGUUAAAUAUUAUAACACUUGUUGUGUUGCUUUGGAAAUAAUAAUCCUGAAGUCUUUGAUCAAAAUAUUUUUGGGGAAACAUAAGAUUUAACCUUUUAAGUCACUUUAAAAUAUACUUCUCCAGAAUUUACUGAAUAUAGUACUGAUGAUGACAGUGAUGAAUAUUUAUAAAAUACUGGAAUUGAAGAAAUACAAAAUUAUAUUGAAAUUCAGAUAGAAAUAGUUAUGAUUGAAGAAUUGAAGUAAUCAGAAACAAAAUCUAUUAUCUUCACACCAAUAAAAGGAGAAUUUAUGUAUUACAGUAAUUUAAUUGAAGAUAUCUCAAGAUAUUUAAAAACAAAUAUUUGA
This is a messenger RNA of Tetrahymena thermophila SB210, 1452 nucleotides long. RefSeq names its product kinase domain protein. Gene Ontology annotation, biological process: protein phosphorylation. The transcript has a single exon. Lineage: Eukaryota; Ciliophora; Oligohymenophorea; Hymenostomatida; Tetrahymenidae. The record is from RefSeq and is a predicted model, not a curated record. Gene Ontology annotation, molecular function: protein serine/threonine kinase activity; ATP binding.